Molecule: messenger RNA, 3167 nt
Organism: Ostrea edulis (European flat oyster)
Lineage: Eukaryota; Metazoa; Mollusca; Bivalvia; Ostreida; Ostreidae
Product: UV-stimulated scaffold protein A-like
Exons: 15
Coding region: 609-2948 (779 amino acids)
Biological process (GO): response to UV; transcription-coupled nucleotide-excision repair
Cellular component (GO): chromosome
Molecular function (GO): RNA polymerase II complex binding
Source: RefSeq, a predicted model, not a curated record
UACAUCAUGAAAUACACAAUUUUUCAUAAAAUGUAGCUACAUAACAAUUAAAAUGAAUACUUAUUUUGUGCUAACAUUAAUGAUAUAGAUAUAUGCAGUAUUGUACGACAAAGUCUGCAUAGGGAAUAGUGAAGGUCAGCAUGACUUUGUCCCAUGCACUCUCAUGUGUUUAUGAUUAUGAUCGAUAAAGAUUUGACGGGUGUAUCAUGUGCCGUAACGGUGCACUUUAAUCCAUUGUAAACAGAAAUUAGACAUCGUAUCUUAAAGCAGUCAAUUUCUUUUCUUCUCUGUAUGAUAUUUUAUUGAUAUGACACAGUAUUAAAUGAAAUAAUUUCUUUUGAUGGGGAAUAUGGAAUGUAAUUGGGAGUAAUUUGUUUGUAUAGAUGCUGUUAGUGUGGAGGUGUGCAUCCUAAAAAUGGUUUUUGAUAUAAACAGGAAACCCUUUUAGGAUGGCAGUGCUUCACUUCCCUAUUGUUUAGAAGUAGGUAAUGGCGUGAACUGGAAAGAGAACUUGAUUGGUUGGAAUGACAUACAUCAACGAAUCACAUUCAUUGUUGCACGUAGCAAAAUUUCCCUAAUCUAUUAUUAGAAAGUACAGGAAGUCUGAUAUGUAUGUCAAGGAGGCGUAUCACAUGCUGGUAAUCCAGUUACAGAAGGAACACUCAGAAAUCAGACUGUCUGCAUUCCAAAUGAUUGAUGAGCUCUUCAAUCGAUCACAUAUGUUUAGGGACCUGCUGUUGUCUGACUUGCAAACUUUUCUGGAACUGACUGUUGAAGUAGAUUUUGAUCAGCCACUGCCACCACCGAAAGCUGCAGCUAGCACACUGAAAGCCUCUGCUCUCAGAGCCAUUCAACAAUGGAAUGACAAGUUCGGAGAGGCUUACAAAAAAUUGUCCCUUGGAUUUAACUUUCUGCAGAAGUGCAAAAAGGUUGAUUUUAAUGGCAUCAGAGCCAGGAGCGAAGCAGAGCAAAGGCGAGAGAGGGAGAGAGCAGAAAGACAACAGAGAAUCGAUCGGGACAGAGUAAAUAAAGUUCUCAAGGAAAUCGAAGAGAUAGAGCCCGACAUCAGGAGCUGCCUUACAGAGGUAGAAAACUGUUUCUCAAUAGUACUUCCUACUCCAGAAGACUUCUUCCUUGGUGUUGAGUGCAGUGAAACUGCUGAAGGCCCCAGCAAAUGUUCAACCAAAGAUCAGAACCAGCAAAUAUCUGAAACAGGAACUCAGAAAUGUGUAAAUUGUGAAAAUCAAGAUUCAGGACAAAAUCAUCCAUCAACUUCAAUAGCCAGUUGUGAACAGUGUAAGAGAAAUGGAAAUGAUUCGGAGAAUGAAUCCGGAGAUGUAAGCAGGAGUCCACUGAACAAAGCAAAUGUUAAAUGUACAAUAACAGAUGAAUCAUCAAAAGAGAUAGUGACUGAACGCAGUGAAAGAUCUGAAGUAAAAACAGAAAUUAAACCAGGAAAUAGAGAAAAUACUCUCAAGGAUUCAACAAGUUUCUCCAGGAGUGGGAUUAAUUCUGAAGAUAAAGAGGAGAGUGAAAAAGAAAAUACUGAAAGUGAGUCCGAGGAUUCAUCUGAUGAUGACAUGGAGGAUGUUGGAGGGUUUGUACAGGAACAUGGGCUGAGAAACCAUCAGUACAGCAUAGCUAUAGACCUACAACAGGGACCGGUACAGCUGGAGGAGAACGAGGACAAUCUGCCUGUCUUAACUACACUCAAGGAUCACUACCGACUGAUUAGUACGAAACACCAACCCAGAGUAGCUCGCUGGCUCCAGGUACUUUCAAAACAUGGAGGAAAACAAGAAGAUGUGAAACAUGUGAUUGACAUCAAAUCUCAACUACAGCGGAUUAAGAAUAAAUUCUAUGACCUGAAAGUGGUACCACGAGAGGAACACACAAAACACGAUGAUGAUAGUGAUGAUGAAUUUGAAGACGUGCCAGAGAAGGAGGGUUUUGAGGCAGAUGUUCCAGACCAUCUCACAAAAGAGCUGGCUACUGUUUGCAAAAAAUCCACCUCCUCCACGAAACCUACUGCCACAGUCAGCAGUGCAGCAGACAAACCCAGUACUUCAGGGGCGGGGACCAAGCGAGCAUUUGUAAAGGCUUCCUGGAGCAUUCGGAAUGAAUUACUGGAACACGACGAGAAAGAUCCUACCACAAUGAUAGCUAAUCUGAAGAGAAUCAAAGAUGAGGCUGAGAAUGAAAGUAGCACCUCUAUGACCACAAGUGAAAGCUGUACAACUAAACACACAGAUGGCAGCACAAGUCGUAAAGAGAAACUGCUCAGCAAUGCACCUGUGGUUUCCUAUGGAGUUGAUUUGGAACACUGGGAGAAUCCAAAUGAUAUUAAAGUUCCAGAGAUCGUAAAGUAUGAUUCUCUCCACCGAUUCUGGUCUCCAUCAGAUGUUGAAAACUGCAAAAAUGAUUCUAACAGCAUUGGUGAUCUAACAAAGAGGACCAUACCUUUUGUGGGGACAUUUCAACCUGUCAAAUGGAAGUGCAGGGCUCCACUGUCUAAUGGCAGUUUGUGUGAAAGAAUGGACAGAGUCAAAUGUCCUUUCCAUGGGAAAAUUGUUGCCAGAGAUGAAUAUGGUGUUCCUGCAGGAGAACCAGAUACUCCCUCUACUAGUACUCAGGGACAGUCAGAGGAGGGACGUGAUUGGGAGGAUCCAGAACUACAAGCAGAUAUUGAAGCUGCUAUCGGAGUGGAUCUAGGUUCUAAAACGGGGAAAGGAAAAGGAAAAGGGAAGGGAAAAGGAAGGAAGAAGAAAGAACCCAAGUAUCCCAACCUAACGGAUAUUAACAUCGUAAAGAACACGACCAGAACAAGGCUGGAGAAAAGGGUUCUCAAUAAAUCUGCAAUGAAAAGAGUGAAUGAAGUGAUGGAUAAUUUAGCAUAUAAAAGAAUACGGGACAGAUUUGGAAAUCAGUUUAAUUAUUCUUUGCGUUAAUUUUCAAAUUAAGUCAAGAAGUCCAGAGACUGUUUAGAGUAAUGGAAUAUUUUCGUUGUGCCAUUAAUUUAAACGAAGCAUCAUUAUUUACACAGAAUUGUAUCAUAGUGUUUUUUUAACAUAAUUUAUUAUUUUGUGUAAGUACAUGUAGAUAAUUUAUUUAUAUAAUGAUAUUAUAUGUACAUGUAUGUGUGAUUAUGAAUAAAUUUGCCUAUGGAU